UUCAUUGUAAUCCAACGGAAAAAAUAUUAUUCAGUUAGAGUUACAAGGCUUACUUCCCAAAACGCCCCUCAAAGUCCCACCCAAGUCACUUCUCCAAGUCUCUAUCUGACGCCAAUACACGGAAAGCAGCUCUUUCGCCCAUUCUUACACACAUCUAUUGGGUCGCAAUUGAGAGCUUCGAAUCAUUCGCCUUGCUUUCCUGCAAUCUUGACAACCCCAAAUGUAGCACAAGCUAUCAUCAAUCUCUUUCAAUCAAGUACUUACUCCCCUUCCUUUAUUCUUUUCGCUAUUGAAUUCUAAUUAAUUGUCGGUCGAGCAUCAUAUUAUGCUUUGAAAAUUCUUCCUGAUAGUGUCUGAGACUACUGUAUGCGGUAUAAUCGUUCUCGAAAUUGAAAUGACGAAAGAGAAGGGGAUGCAGAGAAAUUUUACAUUGUGGAUUAUUAAUGAAAUACGCUUAGUCAUGUUAUAUAUAUAUUUUUAUUAAGAUUUAAUUGUCAACAUGGAUGUUUUGUGUCAAUGCUUCAUAGUUUGCGAGUUAGCACUUUGGAAAAUUGACAGUAGUGAUAAAGCGAAGAGCCAUGUGAAUGGAAACAGGUUAAGCUCUCUCUCUCUCUCUCUCUCUCUCUUGGCGGUAGCACAGUUCUGCAAGGUCAUAAGUGCUCUUUUCUGGAAGAUAAGAGAGAUGAGGAAACUAAGAUGGGCUAUGGAUGGAGCAGGGUUUUGGGAUUUGGACGUCUCUACCCCCAAAACCCUUGAUGGUUUGGCUUCUCCAGUUCCUGGAGACCCAAUUCCGUUGGGUAUAUCCAGAGGGACAAGGCUUUCAAGACCCAAUCAAAUUGAUUUCAUGCAACGCUUCAUGCAUGCACCUCUUAUUCCGAGCUAUACUAAACCUCAAGGCUUAUGUCUCCAGCGCGUGCUUACCAUCCCUUUUUCUGAUCGCUGGUUUGUAACUUUUCUUGGGCAGUUCAAUUUGCAGAGAUUUAUCACCUCUGUUAAAAGCAGUGGAGAACCACAUGGGUCUGUAUCCUCAUGGUUAAAAUCCCUUCAGAAGCACCUACAGCAGAAAUCCUUAUAUGCCCUAAAUUUCUGUUCAGAUUUCCUAUUAACACCUGAUGACACUUUGCUUGUUGGUUUAGAUGCCUAUGGUUAUACCAAUAAACGAAGAAUUAAGGCAGUUCUUCAUCACAAGUUUGCAGAUCAUGAUCUAAUGGUAGAGGCAGUUUUGCCUGGUCUUUUUGUUGAUAAGACAGGUAAUUACUGGGAUGUACCCUUUUCAAUGGCAAUUGAUCUUGCUUCUUUAGCUACCAGUGACUCUGUUGCAAGUUAUCAUUUAUCUUUGCACCAUAAUAAGGGGACACCUGAGCAGUUUGAAAGUAAUCAAAAUCAAAGUACUGGAGUGCCUCCUACUCUACUUCCAGGAUUGGCCAUCAAAAGUGCCUUUUCUUACAAGAAGAACAUUGACAUAUGGAGAAGCACUGCUCGAAAGUUGAAAUUGGUGCAGCCAUAUGACCUUUUUCUUUCAAAUCCUCAUGUAUCUGCUACAGGAAUGAUUGGUAUGGCUGUGACCACCUCUCUGGGAGAGAAUUCAGUAAGAGCGCUAGUGGAAGAUGAUAGACUAUGUUCCAAAGGAUUUUAUCUCGAGGCUUAUGGAAUAAAGUCCUCCUGUUUGGCAGAUAUAUUUGCAUCCGUUUCGUUUACAGCUCAAUAUGGAAACUUUCAAAGGCUUUUCCUAGACCUUUCCAGAUUUCAGGCCCGCUUGGAUGUUCCUUCUGGCUUGAAAUUUCUUUCAGGUGCAACAAGUGUUACACAAGAUCUCCUCAAUUCUCAGAAGCCCAGCUUGGAAGCCGUUCAGGCAAUUUGUCCUGAUGCUGUCUUUUCUGUUCAGCAGCAGAUUGUUGGUCCUCUCAGUUUCAGAGUUGAUUCAGGAGUUACAGUUGAUCUGAAGAACACAAAGUGUCCUAUACAAGCACAAGAACCCAUAUUUGCUUUUGAAUAUGCAUUGCGCGUCCUUGGUUCUGCAAAAGCAGUUGCUUGGUAUUCCCCUCAACGCCAAGAGUUUAUGGCAGAACUUCGUUUCUUUGAGACAUAAGCCAUAGGCAUUCUUUGAAGCUAUAAAUUUGUAUGUUCCUCCAUUUUAAAAAAUGGUUUGGUACUUUAAGUGAUCUAUUCAAUCGUCUUAUUAAUAUUGUUA
Prosopis cineraria is the source of this 2191-nucleotide messenger RNA. Its product is annotated as protein TRIGALACTOSYLDIACYLGLYCEROL 4, chloroplastic. The coding region runs from base 500 to 2089 and encodes 529 amino acids. Lineage: Eukaryota; Viridiplantae; Streptophyta; Magnoliopsida; Fabales; Fabaceae. Gene Ontology annotation, cellular component: chloroplast envelope. The transcript is spliced from 5 exons. Gene Ontology annotation, biological process: ER to chloroplast lipid transport; acylglycerol transport. Gene Ontology annotation, molecular function: phosphatidic acid binding. The record is from RefSeq and is a predicted model, not a curated record.